Fusarium mangiferae is the source of this 1329-nucleotide messenger RNA. RefSeq lists its product as uncharacterized. Gene Ontology annotation, molecular function: protein binding. Bases 1 to 1329 code for a protein of 442 amino acids. The transcript has a single exon. The record is from RefSeq and is a predicted model, not a curated record. Lineage: Eukaryota; Fungi; Ascomycota; Sordariomycetes; Hypocreales; Nectriaceae.
AUGGAUGAUCCUGAAUCGGCAAUUGAAUCAGCGCCCUCACAUUCAGAGUUACAGCCGAAUGAUCUGCAGGAUCAGGACAGGGACAGUGAUCAGCAGCAAAAAGCACCAUCAUUAAACCUCAUUGCUGAAAAUCAAAUCAUUCAGCCUGAUAAUGACAUAAACAAGCAAAACUCUUCCACCACCAGACAAAAUUACUACACAUCUGCACAAUGGACUGCCGAUGGAACAUCGCUCAUUGUAUCAUCUGCCUUAAACUCAAUAUCCACCUUUGUCCUCCCUGAAGAUCUCCUCGACCCAUCAGCUUCGCGCCCGCGACAUCUCGAGUGCCAAUCCUCAAUAUCACUCCCUGAGCCCUCUCAAACGACCAUCCCGGCGCCCUUCUACUCUUUAGCUGAGCCAACCUCGCAAACAGUCCUCGUAGGAUGUCGCGAUCACCCUGUUCAGCUCUAUCAUCUCUUCCCUCCAGAUGAUGAUGGCCUCGCGUCGCGUUCUGGCCCACUUGCUUCGUAUAAAUUAAUUCGUUUCGAAACAGAAGAGUAUAUCACGCCCUCGUCUAUCCUCUGGGAUGCACCUGGGACGCAUUUCCUCGUCGGCUCAACGAACCGGCUUGAUUACUUUGACAUGACUCGACCAGGAUCAGAUGGUCCGAUACUUACUAUACCCACCAUCCCUUCUAGACGUCAUAUACGGAAGGGAAAUGGAGUUGGUAUGAAGGGCACUGUCGCUGCUCUCGCUUCCUCGCCUGUGGAUGGUAACGGGAGCUCUAUCAUUGCUGCAGGGACAUGGACACGGUGGAUGGGAUUGUAUGAUGUGCACCGCUCAGACAAGGUUAUUGCAAAUUGGUCUCUUCCUCCCUCUGAGGACAUACCGGGAGGAAUAGGAGGCCAGGGAAUUGUUCAGGUCCGUUGGAGUCCAUGCGGCCGAUACAUGAUCCUCAACGAGCGCCAUGCCUCUGGUUUGAUUGUGUAUGACGUCCGCGGAACAGGCGAACUCCUCUGCACCCUUCGAGGUCGGAGCGCACGUACACAGCAGAAGAUGAUGGUGGAUGUCUUUGCUGGCGAUCCCUAUGCUGAGUUCCCAUCCUUCGAGGUCUGGGCAGGGACACAAGAUGGUGUUGUUGCGGUGUGGGAAGGUGUUGGCUCUCAAACUGGUGUUGUAGAUCCAUCAUGGACAUGGAAGCCCCAUGAUGCGCCGGUAGGAAGCACUGCUUUGCAUUCGAGCGGUUCUGUAGUUGCAACGUGCUCAGGAGGAUGGGGGUUUAGAAAUUCGUCAGAAACCAAGACAGUGUUCGACGAGUCUAGUGUCAAGAUCUGGACUAUAGGAGGUUGA